UGGUCAAUUCUUUUCAGCUCUCGGGUUCGGAGGGAGGGUUUAAACACGGAGGUUCGCGUGCUACCGUCAAUCAACUCUGCGGCUUCUGAGGAGCAGAAGGUGCUUCGUCCCUCACCAGUUGUCCCUCCUCUCUUCCUGCCAGUCCGCUAUGGCUCCUGACGUCCACAGGUUGGUAAAAUCCGCCUGGCUGCCGCUGCUGUCCGUCUUGUUGCUGUGUGAAGCUCUGUCCGUCCGCUGGACGCCAGGGGACUAUGCGGACUCCGCCUCGGAUGCCCUGAGGUUCCUCAGUGACUACAACAGCACCGCAGAGGAGGCGCUGUCUUACAGCCAGUCCGCCAGCUGGAACCUCAGCACCAACCUGACGGAGUUCAACUCCAGACUGCAGGUAGCUGCAAGCCUUGUGUAUCAAAAUUUCUCAGAAGCCUGGGGAAUGAAGGCCAAGCAGAUCUUCUCUAAGGAAGUACUUGCAUCUCUUUCUGAGAAGGACAGAAGGCUGAUUACUAAUGUCAAGUUUCUUAGUAGUGCCAACCUUCCACAGGUUGAGCGAGAGGAGUAUAACACCAUCCUGAACACCAUGGAGAACAUUUAUUCAACAAGUAAAGUGUACCCUCUGCCAAAUGUUACCUGGAACCUGGAGCCUGAGCUCUCUGAAAUUCUGGCCAAGUCCAGAAGCUACAAGAAACUCCUCUUUGCUUGGGAGAGCUGGCACAAUGUAUCAGGUGUCCCUGUUAAGGGGUACUAUUCCAGGUUUGUGGAGCUCAGCAACAAAGCCUCUCAAGGGGACGGCUUUAAUGACACUGGAGCUUCUUGGCGCUCUUGGUAUGAGAUGGAAACCUUUCAGGAGGAUUUAGAAAAGCUCUACGAGACGAUUGAACCACUCUACCUGAACCUGCAUGCCUUUGUGAGACGCAAACUCUACAACUUCUAUGGUCCCAAAUACAUCAACCUCGAAGGACCCAUCCCUGCACACCUGUUGGGAAAUAUGUGGGCCCAGUCAUGGAACAACCUCUAUGAGAUGAUGGUCCCAUUUCCUGCCAAACCUUUCCUAGACGUGACUGAUGAGAUGGUCAGACAGGGCUACAAUGCCACACACAUGUUCCGUGUGGCCGAGGAGUUCUUCACCUCUCUGGGUCUGAAGGAGAUGCCGCCAGAGUUCUGGGAAGGGUCGAUGCUUGUUAAGCCUGACGAUCGGGAGGUCGUGUGCCAUGCAUCUGCCUGGGACUUUUACAACCGCAAAGACUUCAGGAUUAAGCAGUGCACCACAGUGACCAUGGAAGACCUCUUCACUGUGCACCAUGAGAUGGGCCACAUCCAGUAUUACCUGCAGUACAAGGAUCAGCCUGUGGGCUUCCGUGAUGGAGCCAACCCUGGUUUCCAUGAAGCCAUCGGUGACCUUAUGUCACUUUCAGUUUCAACACCCAAGCACCUACAUGAGAUUAACCUGCUGGAGUCUGUGACCUCUGAUGAUGAAAGUGACCUGAACUUCCUGUUGAAGACUGCUUUGGAGACUGUUGCUUUCCUUCCUUUUGGCUAUCUUGUUGACCUCUGGAGAUGGGAUGUGUUCAAUGGAAAUAUUCCUCCAGAGAACUACAACUCUGCUUGGUGGAACCUCAGAACAAAAUACCAAGGAAUUUGCCCUCCUACCAGGCGUACAGAGGAGCACUUUGAUGCUGGGGCAAAGUACCAUAUCGCUGGAAACGCACCAUAUAUAAGGUACUUUGUUAGCGUCAUCCUGCAAUUUCAGUUUCAUGAAAAACUCUGUGAGGUGGCCAAUCAGACCGGCCCUCUGCACACAUGUGACAUCUACCGUUCCACAGAAGCUGGAGCCAUCCUGAAGAAAGUUCUGGAGGCAGGUUCUUCAAGGCCUUGGCCUGACGUGCUGCAGGAGGCCAUAGGCACACGGGAAAUAAAUGCCACCUCAUUACUCAAAUACUUUGACCCCUUAACAAAAUGGCUGGAAGAGCAAACCGCCAAGGAGACCAUUGGAUGGCCUGAUCUCGACUGGGUUCCACCUGUCCCUGAGGGCUACCCUGACGGUAUCGAUGCAGAAUUACAAACCUCAACUCUGUAGUGGCUUUGGUAACACCUCAUUUGACAGAAACGUUGCUCUGAUCACAUUUUGGCCACAUAAAAUGUCACCAUCUAAAAUGUUGGAAAUUCUGCUGAACUUGAAUUCUGGACAUCAGUAAAAUAAGAGUUUGUUGUCUCUUCUUCAAUGCUGGGAACAUGCCAUUAAUUAAAUUUCUACCAAUAGAAAUAACCUUCAGUGAGUUUUUGUUUUCCUACUAAAUAUAGGCAUCUGAACCAUUUAUUUUCCUCUUUAUGAUAAAUGAUCCAUGUGAACACCAGCGUCUUCAUCUAAAACCAAUACAUUGUAAUGAGGUAUGAGUGUGGUUCCAUUAUGAUAUAACAUCUAGAGCCUCCAACGCCUGAUUAAAACACUGAUUGGCUGAUAGAUGAACGUUAACAACAUGGCUGAAUUAAAUAUGAAUAUAUCUCAUGUAACUGUUUACAUGGUUGCUGCCAUUAUUUUUAAUGAUUUCCUGCAUAAACAUGUAUAUUCAUGUAUGGUAUUUAAUUUCUUACUUGAUGGAAAUUAAAAUUGCUAAAUUAUUAUUUGUUUUGACAUUAGCAGAAUAUGGAUAUACUGUCUUAUGUGUAUAAUGAAAAUGCAGCUAAUGACUCCAACAGCUCUACACAGGUGGUGUUCUUUAACAGCCUGUCGGUUCCAGAACGAUGACGCCCAGACAGAGGGACUGGCUGCUCAUUUCAUGCUUCCAGAUCAUGUGUUCUGAAGUGUGAUUUCAUUUAAUAUUUGGCAAAACAAUUUCCAUGAUGGAAGGAGUUGGUGCACACAUUGCAGGUCCACACUGGCAUUCCAUCUUCAAAGUCAACUAUUAAGCAACAUAGUACUGCAUUAUUCAAGCUUAAAUCAUUUUGAAGUCCCAUUAGCCAAACAGGUGUGUCUUUAUUGCAGAAUGUGGUGUUGCAGUAGUUUUAAGCUGAAGGAUGAAAAUGCAUGUGAUUUGAAUGUCUUUUUCUAAGACCAUAAUUUAAAAGACAUGAUUAAAAUGCAUUCUAGGUUU
This is a messenger RNA of Poeciliopsis prolifica (blackstripe livebearer), 3086 nucleotides long. RefSeq names its product angiotensin I converting enzyme (peptidyl-dipeptidase A) 1 (gene ace). Lineage: Eukaryota; Metazoa; Chordata; Actinopteri; Cyprinodontiformes; Poeciliidae. Gene Ontology annotation, biological process: proteolysis. The record is from RefSeq and is a predicted model, not a curated record. Gene Ontology annotation, molecular function: metallopeptidase activity; peptidyl-dipeptidase activity. Gene Ontology annotation, cellular component: plasma membrane. The transcript has 12 exons. Bases 149 to 2071 code for a protein of 640 amino acids.